UGGCUCGCGUGAAUGUCGAGCAUAUCGAGCGCAAAGAGAGUCCCAGGUCUGGACUCCCCCCUGUGUAUCCGCCUAAACAUACUAAAAAAAUCAAAGCCUGUUUAUAACAAACAAUCAAGGAAACCCUGAAUACCCCAAAGUACGCACACAACCCUGGGCAAGCGAUAACAAUCAAGUCACGUGACCUCGCAACCAAAAUGGCGUCCACGUCGAAGAGGGCAAGCUUGGCCUUUAAUAAACUUGCUAUCGGGAAUUACAACCUUGGCGAGACUUUGGGAGUGGGGACAUUUGGUAAAGUAAAACUUGCUGUGCAUCAGCUAACAGGACACAAGGUGGCUAUCAAGAUUUUGAACCGGAACAAGAUAAAGUCUCUUGAUGUUGUUGGCAAAAUCAGACGAGAAAUACAAAACCUAAAGCUUUUCAGGCACCCUCAUAUAAUAAAAUUGUACCAAGUAAUCAGUACACCCACGGACAUAUUCAUGGUGAUGGAGUAUGUCUCGGGAGGGGAGUUGUUUGAAUACAUCUUGAAGCAUGGAAAGUUAGAGGAGAAAGAUGCCAGAAGGUUUUUCCAGCAGAUAAUAUCAGGUGUUGACUACUGCCAUCGCCAUAUGGUUGUCCACAGGGAUCUGAAGCCUGAAAACCUACUACUUGACUCUCAGCUGAAUAUCAAGAUUGCAGAUUUUGGUCUGUCUAACAUCAUGACAGAUGGGGAGUUUUUACAAACAAGCUGUGGCUCUCCUAACUAUGCUGCCCCUGAAGUCAUAUCUGGAAAGUUAUAUGCUGGCCCAGAAGUUGACAUUUGGAGUGCAGGUGUCAUACUCUAUGCUCUACUUUGUGGCACACUUCCUUUUGAUGAUGAACACAUCCCUACACUCUUCAGGAAAAUCAAAGGUGGUGUCUUUCAUGUCCCUCCUCACCUUAGCUCUGGCCCGGCAUCUCUGCUCAAUGCCAUGCUUAAUGUUGAUCCAAUCAAGAGGGCCACAGUUCAAUUCAUCAAGGAGGAUGAUUGGUUCAAAACAGAACUUCCUGGCUACCUGUUUCCCGCCACCGAGUUAGGUAGCAAUGUUGUAGAUGAUGAAUGUAUGGCUCAAGUCUGUGAGAAAAUGAACUGCCAGAAGGGAGAUGUAAUAACUGCGCUGAACUGUGGUGAUGCACAUGACCAAUUACGGGUAGCCUACCAUCUAAUCCUCGACAACAAGCGAAUGCGCAUGCUUGCUGAAGGCUCAAGUCAUGUGGCUAAUUUCUACUCAUCCAUCUCACCCCCAACCUCUUCAUUCACUGUCAAGGAUUACCAAAUGACGAUAACGACUACUGCCCAAGGUUCUCCAUCUUCGUUGACAGCCCAGCCGCGGCACAGAGCAGGGUCACUGCCGACCACACCGACUAAGAAGUACCCAUACUUGAAGCUAUCACAGGGCAAGAGACCCAAGUGGCACCUGGGCAUCCGCUCCCAAAGUGAACCAAAUGAUAUCAUGUCUGAGGUCUACCGUGCCAUGGUCACGCUCGGAUAUGAAUGGAAAGUAGUCAACCCGUUUCAUCUACGAAUCAAGGGAAUAAACAAAGUCACGGGAAAAUGUUCGAAGAUUGGUCUUCAGAUGUACCAAGUAGACCGCAAGAGCUAUCUCUUGGACUUCAAGAGUCUGAGCGCGCCGGAGAAGUGGACAGAAAACGAUGGAUGCAAUCAAAACGCGGGCUCGGGCCGGUCUUCACGUCGAUCAUCUGCCAACUCGUCUUAUAGCAGUCUUAAAGACUCACAAUUGAGCGAGCAGAGCCCUCCAGCAGCAAAGGAAGUGCAAAACCAUCACAUCAUGGAUUUCUUGGAAAUGUGCUCUAAUCUUAUCAUUGCUCUUGCGUGCUGAGCUGGACCGUGUACACGUGACCCACCGAGCAAUUGCGUCACAAAUAGUCCAAGGCAACUAACAACCCUGUUUGGAGCGGGGGUCUUUAUUAAAGAGGGGGAGUAAGAUAUGGCGGUAUUGGGUAUAACAACCCACUUCAAUUGUGUUCUGUUAUAUUUAGGGAGAUAUAAUGAUGGUGUAUGCCAAAUUAAGGUAUGGUGUGGAUGAUGCAGUAAAAACCCGCGAGUAAAAAAAGGGUCGGCACCAUUUGUAUAAGAACCCGUUUCGACUAAUUUAUUUUGGAAAAAUGUUUACCACUCAUUGACCGAGUGUGCGGUCAAUAAUGACGACGUCAAUAAUGUAUUUAUUGUUUAGCGUUUUGAUAGGCUUUUCCAUCACACAGGGGCGGUAAGGGGGAUCCCAGCACGUUUCACGAGUUUCAAAAAUCGGAAAUCGCGUUUCACGAUAGACUGACUACAAGGAUCAAUCUUUACUCGAAAAUCACAAUUCACGAUUUUUAAAGAGCAUAAAUCACGUUUCACGCUGAUCAAAUUUCGCCAUUCACGAACCACGGCGAAGGUAUCAAUCACGGAUCACGGUUUUUAAUUUGUUCUUUUCAAAAAUACCACGCCCCUUACCAGUGUUGCGUUGUUUCUUAGCGGGCUGUACGGGAAUGUACGGCUCACUAAAAUAACCUAAUGAGCGCGUGUUCUGUGGCAUCGUAGCUGUAAAAUCAAGGUUCUUACUCGCAGGUUUUCGCUGUAUGGCAAAUAAAAUUAAAGGAAUAAACACUAUCAACGCGAAUAGGAUAAGAUUUUUUAUUAGAUAAAGGAAUAUAUAAUGUUAAAUAUAGAAGCCAAAAUUCGAUUGAAUUGAAAAUAAAACGACUUUUUUGAC
Messenger RNA from Nematostella vectensis (starlet sea anemone), 2735 nucleotides. RefSeq names its product 5'-AMP-activated protein kinase catalytic subunit alpha-2. Bases 198 to 1859 code for a protein of 553 amino acids. The transcript is spliced from 15 exons. Lineage: Eukaryota; Metazoa; Cnidaria; Anthozoa; Actiniaria; Edwardsiidae. Gene Ontology annotation, molecular function: ATP binding; protein serine/threonine kinase activity. The record is from RefSeq and is a predicted model, not a curated record. Gene Ontology annotation, biological process: protein phosphorylation; intracellular signal transduction. Gene Ontology annotation, cellular component: cytoplasm.